Peronospora matthiolae is the source of this 3162-nucleotide messenger RNA. The record is from the annotation of a GenBank genome assembly. NCBI's taxonomy places the organism in Eukaryota, Oomycota, Peronosporomycetes, Peronosporales, Peronosporaceae.
AUGCGCGUGCGGGGACCUCUCACCGCAUUGACGACGGCAGUCACAAUCGCCGACGCCACAAGUAGCUGCGACCCCAGCAAGUGGAUCCCGCCCCGCCAUGGCGUGUACAACACCACGAGCCGCGUGGACCCGACGAAGCUCAACGUCCACCUCAUCGCGCACUCCCACGACGACCCGGGCUGGCUGCGCAACGUGGAUCAGUACUACGUCGAGAAGGUGCAGUACAUCUUGGACACGGCCGUCGAGGAGCUCGUGCGCGACCCGGAGCGCCAGUUCAUGUUCGUCGAGCAGUCGUUCUUCCAGCGCUGGUGGCACGAACAGGGCGCUCCUGUGCGUCGUGUCGUCAAGCGGCUCGUGAAGGAGGGACGGCUGGACCUCACAGUCAACGGAGGCUGGUGCAUGCACGACGAGGCCACGACGCACUACAUUGCCAUGGUGGACCAGACGGCGUACGGCCACCAGCUGCUCAUGGACGAGUUCGGCAUUAGUCCACGCAUUGGGUGGCAGAUCGAUCCAUUCGGCCACUCGGCUACGCAGGGCUCGCUGCUGUCGCAAGGUGUGGGCUUUGACGCGCUUUAUUUCGCCCGCAUUGACUAUGAGGACUACGCCAAACGCAAGAAAGACAAGGAGCUCGAGUUCAUUUGGCGGCCGAGCAAGUCGCGGGGCAAAGCGUCGCAGGUAUUUACGGGAGAGAUCAUUGAUCACUACUGUCCACCUGGUAAGUUUGAUUUCGGCAACAAUGCCAACCAGGUCCAAGACGAUGCAGAGCUCCAUGACUACGACGUUUGUGACGAAGUUGAGCAGUUUGUCAAUAACGCGAAGAUGCGCGGCGACGCGUCCAAGGGCAGCCACGUCUUUGUGCCAAUGGGUUGUGACUUCCAGUACGACAACUCGCGUCGCUGGUUUAAGAACAUGGACAAAAUCAUUCACUACGUCAACCAGGAUGGGCGGGUAAACGUGCUGUACUCGAACUUGUCCUACUACACGGAUCUCAAGCGCGCUGAAGGACUCACGUGGAGCGUCAAAACCGACGACUUUUUCCCGUACGGCUCGGAUCGAGAUGACUACUGGUCGGGCUUCUAUACCAGUCGUCCAUCGUUGAAGCGUUUCGCUCGCGUGGCAAACAUUCUAUUGCAGCAAGUUCGACAGCUGGAUGCAGUCUACCAGAGCCACCACUCGAGUACGCUAGUCGCACUGCAGCGUGCGGUGGGUCUUGUGCAACACCACGAUGCUAUCACCGGAACGGAGAAGCAAGUCGUCACGGACGACUACGCGCUCCGGCUGAAUGAUGGUAUCAUCAAGGCCGAAAAAGAGAUGAACGAAGUGCUAUUCGUGAUUGGUGAGAAGGAGUCGUACCACUUUUGUUUGCAGGCCAACACAAGCGUGUGCGAUGUAUCAACAGGGAACACUGAGUUUGAGGUACUAGUGCACAAUGCACUGGCGCGCAAGACUGUUCAGACAGUGUCGAUUCCAAUCACGCACAAGUCAGCGGAUGUGGCGGUGCUGUCGGGCGACACUAAGGUCCGAACGCAAGGUGUGUUCGUAGCUCUGCCGGUGCAUCCUGAGACACAUGUAGCGCCGUAUUCGCUCGUGUUUAGUGCCGAACUAAAGCCUCUUAGCACAGCACGGUUUUCAGUAAAGCAGAAAAGUGUGGACUACGACAGUAUCGAGAACAAUGUUGCAGAGCGUGACGUGAAGAAUGAAGACGCUGUAGCAGACAGUCUGGACGAUCUCACUACGAGCGACGACGUGGUUGUGUUGGAGAACAACCUCAUGCGAGCCGAGAUCAGCAAAGCGACGGGUUUUAUCACGAAGCUGGCCAACAAGAAGAAGAACAUACAGAUCCCGUUAUCGCUGGAGGUAGCAUACUACCAAGCUUUCCAAGACAGCGGUCCGAAAUCUGGUGCCUACGCAUUCGUUCCCGACUCGAACAAGACGCACCCGGUGACUGGUAAAAAUGGAGCAACAAGCAGCAUGCUACCGGAUGUGACAAUGCUGGAGCUGCAGACGACAAGCCUUGUCAUCGAUGAUGGUCUCAUCAGUGUGCCGCGUGUGGCGUUCAAGAUCGGCAGCUGGGUUACGCUUGAAUACCGCGUGAAUGACGACGACGAGUUCUUGGAGAUCGAGUGGACGGUGGGACCGGUGCCGAUCGGCGACAAGAAGGGCAAAGAGGUGAUCGUGCGUUUUGACACCAGCAACAGCAUUGCAUCUGACAGGACGCUGCACACGGACUCGAACGGCCUCGAGUUCAUGAAGCGCGUGCGUAACCACCGUGACACGUGGAACCUGACUCUGCAUGACGACCGGGAGGCAGUGUCGGCCAACUACUUUCCCAUGACCACGGGCGCAUACAUCAAGGACGACAAGCGGCAGUUGAAUGUGGUGACGGACCGCGCACAAGGAGUGGCAAGUUUGGUGGACGGACAGGUCGAGGUGAUGGUUCACCGUCGCCUGCUUGCGGACGACAAUAAGGGUGCGGGAGAGCACUUGAACGAGACGGAGUCAGUGUACGACGAAGCUACCAAGGCGUACGUGACCAAGGGACUGGUGGUGCGCGGCAACUUGUUCAUCAGCGUGGACUCCGCCGACGAUGGUAUGCGCAGCAUGCGUUCGAAGAUGGAGUCGACUUUUUUCCGUCCGCUGACCGUGUACCGCAAACCCGUUUCGCUUGACGUGGAGGCAAAGGUGCCGUGGUUGACGGUGGGCGAGUUUCCUCCGAACGUGGGCCUGACAACGCUACAGGAGCAGUCGAAACAAUGUGUGAUGGUGCGUCUGUCGCACUUGUACGCAGUAGACGAACACUCGAGUCUUUCGAAGCCUGUGACGGUGGACUUUACCGCAUUGUUCUCGGUCAAGAACUCGGUGGUGUCAGAGGUGACAGAGCUGGUCUUGACUGGCACGAAGGAGCUGUCGCAAGAGAGCAAAGAGCUUAACACGCUGGAGUGGAAGACGACGGACGAAGCAUACGACUGGUCGCCUCGUACGCUGCCUGUAACGGGUACGUCAGUGACACUGCAGGCGAUCGAAGUGCGUGCUUUCCGCGUGUGUUUCGCAAACGGUGCAAACAUGGAUGGGAAUGACGCAGUGAAGAUUCGGAGUCCAGAAGAUGAGUCGUUCGGUGGUACGCUGCAUGAAGUGGCGGACAUUGUUGCCUUGGAAUAG